Messenger RNA from Fusarium sp. VM40, 1671 nucleotides. The record is from the annotation of a GenBank genome assembly. Lineage: Eukaryota; Fungi; Ascomycota; Sordariomycetes; Hypocreales; Nectriaceae.
AUGGCAGGCCAGUAUUUCUCCGUCCCAGACGGGCAGCAUGACAUACAUCUACAAUUCCAAAGCACGCCACCAUUAAUUCAAUCUCGCCCAAACUCACCGCCGAAACCACGUUUUCAAGGCCUUCCAGCAAGGCGAAGAUCGAAGGUCAAGCUCUGGCUAGGUAUUAUUGGCAAAUGGUCCGAAACGGUUGCGAUCGUCCUCGUCAUAUAUGUCAUUCUGGUCGUAUAUGCCAUUAAGGAUGUUAUGUCGCAGAAGGAGAAGAAAUAUUUUAAUGCGCUUAUUACCGGGUCUCUCAUAGCCUUGGGCCUGUCGACUAUGAGUCAGUUAACAGGUGCGGUGCAAGAUUUGAAAUGGUGGAUUUUAAGCAAGCGACCAAGAUCGCGACAGAAGGUUAAUGCGAUCCUCGAGGUUUCAAGCAUGACUGAGACCUUGGCUCUAGCAUUCAAGUCCUCGCGAUGGACCAUUCACAUCGCCGUCGCGGCAUGGGUGUCACUCUUUCUCGCCAUUCAAGUCGGUUAUGCGUCCCUUGGUCUUUGCUAUUCGGUAGAGAAAACUGAAGAUGUGGCACUCAUGGUCUCUGGCAAGGUCUCCAUGGCAAAUUUGACCACCAUCUUCCCUACAGCCAUCCUCAAUGCGACCCAAUCGGCCACAGACCAGGAAUAUGCCGCUAAUAACUACGGUGUAAUGUCUCUGGCCCUUAGAGAGGGCGGUCUGGAUGACAUCCCAGAUUCAAAGACCUUAUUCUUUGCUGACAACAAUUUCCUCUUCUGUGACGACUAUUGCUCGUAUGUUUUUCGCGAGACAAACACAGAAACCGUGGACAACCCAUAUAAAGCUCCUGUGAUCGCCCUUACCGAUAGACGCGUGGACAUCAGAACAAAUUGUUCAGCUUACAGGGUGCAUGAGGGAGGGAAUGGCACCAGCAACACGAUUGUCGUUGAACAAAACUCGCGGAAAACACCUAUUACACUGCCCAGCAGUAAGAGAAGCGAUCGGAAAGUCUACAUGACAUCUGCAAAUCAAACCUGUGGUAGUGAUUGUAGUAUCGUCUCCGUAUUCGAAGCAUCUUCCACGGAUCCAUGGUUCUACAAUUGUACCAUCAGUCUAGGUCCAGUACUAAACGCGAAAAAGCCCGAACACGAAAUCGGCCCAAGUCUUGCACGUUUGGCAACAUCAGCGAUAGCUCUCGGAGGAUUUGGCAAUGAAGGCGACAUCAGAACCAACAGUUACCCCACAGCUUCUGUAUUCGGUAUGCCACUCAACGGCUCAACUGAUGCAAUGCACUAUAUCCUUUCCCGUUUCGCAAUCGGCGUUCUGGCGGCUGUUGUCGAGUCAAACACAGACAUUGUUAUGGACGGACAACAGCCAACAAUCGGGCAGAAACUCAACGUUUCGCACUGGGGAAUCAUCACAUUGAUCUUGUGGGUCACGACAUUCCUCCAGCUGAUUGUGGCUAUUGUGGCGACCAAGGUAUCGGAAAAGGUUGUGGUUCCACCGAGAGACUCGCUUUCUGAAGCGCAGAUUCUUAGGGCUAUGGUUGUGGAUGGUAUUGUGCAGGAAGAAGCAAAGGUUGAAGGUCAGGUGCCAAAAGUCAGGUCUUUGUGGAUUUAUAGGAAUCAACAUGUUGAUGCGGGCUUGUAUGAUUUGUAUAUGGAAGAGGUGAGAGCAUAG